Cajanus cajan (pigeon pea) is the source of this 1424-nucleotide messenger RNA. RefSeq names its product gibberellin 20 oxidase 1-D. Lineage: Eukaryota; Viridiplantae; Streptophyta; Magnoliopsida; Fabales; Fabaceae. The record is from RefSeq and is a predicted model, not a curated record.
UUCAUGCAGGCAGCCAGCUAUAUAUAUGGAGCAGCCUCCAUACAGAUUAUGCAAAAAAGCAUGUUUCCCCUAAUGGAAUUAAGUGGUUCCACUCUAGUACACUACCCUUCAUCACAGCCCCAAGAAGAGAAUGAGGGGUUAGUGUUUGACUCAACCAACUUGCUUCAAAUGCAAGGUGACAUGCCCAAAGAGUUCCUUUGGCCUUCUGGGGACUUGGUCAACACCACCCAAGAGGAGCUGAAGGAACCCCUUGUGGACUUAGGCAUCAUGAGAAAUGGUGAUGAGGGUGCCAUUGCCAAUGCUGCAGAGCUUGUGAGGAAUGCUUGCUUGAAGCAUGGCUUCUUCCAAGUUGUCAACCAUGGUGUGGACCCAAAUCUCAUUGAUGCUGCUUAUCAACAACUUGACUCUAUUUUUAAGCUCCCAAUUGCCAGAAAACUUAGUGCCAAAAGGAAACCUGGUGGUGUCUCUGGAUACUCUGGGGCUCAUGCAGAUCGUUACUCCUCCAAAUUGCCAUGGAAAGAGACUUUUUCUUUCCUUUAUGCCCACCAAAGCAUCUCCAACUCCCAAAUUGUUGACUACUUUGUGUCUGUCUUGGGGGAGGACCUUCAUUACACAGGAUUGGUGUAUCAAAAGUACUGUGAAGCAAUGAAGGAGUUAUCUUUGGUAAUUAUGGAGCUGUUGGCGAUUAGUUUGGGAGUGGAUCGAGAGCAUUAUAGAAGAUUUUUUCAAGAUGGUGACUCAAUAAUGAGGUGCAACUAUUAUCCACCUUGCAACAGUGCGAACCUUACCUUAGGCACUGGCCCUCACACUGAUCCAACUUCAUUAACCAUUCUUCACCAAGACCAAGUUGGAGGCUUAGAAGUUUUUGUAGAUAACAAAUGGCUCGCUGUUCGCCCAAGAUCUGAAGCAUUAGUCAUAAACAUUGGUGACACUUUCAUGGCAUUGUCAAAUGGAAGAUACAAGAGUUGUCUACACAGGGCAUUGGUGAACACAUACAAGGAGAGAAGGUCAUUGGUAUACUUUGUGUGUCCAAGAGAAGACAAGGUGGUGAGGCCCCCAGAGAAUCUCUUAUGCACAAAUAAUGAAGAAAGGAAGUACCCUGAUUUCACAUGGUCCAAUUUGUUUGAAUUCACUCAGAAGCAUUAUAGGGCUGAUGUUACCACUCUCCAAAGCUUCUUUCAGUGGCAAUGCCAAUGCUCUUCCAACUUUAUCUAGCUACUACUCUUUUGCCUAAUUAUUAUUUCCCUUUUUAAUAUUUACCAUGUCACAAUCUCAUGUACGGUCCUUUUUUAUUCAACUUUCAUUUUCUGUUGGGUGUCAAUAUAUGUAUGUGUUUUGCUUUCAGUAAGGUUGGCCAGAUUGGUAAAUAAAUGCUUAAAAUGGUGACUGUCGUGCCUUGUACAAGAUAUUGUGUGUAUAAUAAU